Molecule: messenger RNA, 1292 nt
Organism: Pseudophryne corroboree (corroboree frog)
Lineage: Eukaryota; Metazoa; Chordata; Amphibia; Anura; Myobatrachidae
Gene: SCGN
Product: secretagogin, EF-hand calcium binding protein
Exons: 11
Coding region: 91-906 (271 amino acids)
Biological process (GO): regulation of long-term synaptic potentiation; regulation of presynaptic cytosolic calcium ion concentration
Cellular component (GO): dendrite; terminal bouton; cytosol
Molecular function (GO): calcium ion binding
Source: RefSeq, a predicted model, not a curated record
GAGCGCAAGGCUGGAGUGGAAAGAGAAGGUUCAGCUGCGCUUCUGGCUCACACUUGCUGGUUCUUUCAGCACUGAAUCUGCUUCAGCACCAUGGACAGCUCCUUUCUAAAGCUGGAUGCUGCGGAGUUCCUGGAAAUUUGGCUGCGCUUUGAUUCUGAUGACAAUGGUUACAUUGAGGGAAAAGAACUUGAUGACUUCUUUUGCCAUCUACUUAAGAAACUGGGCACAAAUGCAAUAACUGAAGAGAAAGUCCAAAGAGUGAAGGAUCGAUUUAUGUCUGCUUAUGAUGUUACUUCAGAUGGACGUCUGCAAAUACAAGAGCUUGCAAACAUGAUUUUGCCAGAGGAUGAAAACUUUCUGUUACUUUUUCGUAGAGAGACCCCUUUGGAUAACAGCGUGGAGUUCAUGCGGAUUUGGCGGAAAUACGAUGAAGACAGCAGUGGGUUUAUUUCGGCAGUGGAGCUCAGGAAUUUCCUGCAAGAUCUCUUCUCACAACAUAAGAAAAUGAUCACUGGUGAUAAACUGGAUGAAUAUACAGAUACUAUGAUGAAACUCUUUGACAAGAAUAAAGAUGGUCGCUUGGAUCUGAAUGACUUGGCAAAAAUACUGGCACUUCAAGAAAAUUUCCUUCUUCAGUUUAAAAUGGAUGCAAGCAGUCAAGAUGAAAGAAAAAGCGACUUUGAAACAAUUUUUGCACAUUAUGAUGUUAGUAAAACUGGAGCCCUGGAAGGUCCUGAAGUAGAUGGAUUUGUCAAAGACAUGAUGGAGCUAGUAAAGCCAAGUAUCAGCGGUGUGGACCUUGAUAAGUUCCGUCAAAUUCUACUAAAUCAUUGUGAUGUCAACAGGGAUGGAAAAAUACAGAAGUCUGAGCUGGCAUUGUGUCUUGGUCUGAAAGUAAACCCAUGAAGUCAUGCAGAAUCUGCCUUCUUGUGCCUCUUCUUUUGUCAGAACCUGCUGGUUUAUUGGUAACCAUGUUCUGCUACAAAUCCUUGUCACACUGGUGAUUGUGGAACGUAGGAGCAUUUACAAGUAAUGCAUGAGCAGCGCAGACACAAUUUGAAUGCAUGGCAGGCUUUUGGUGAAUCAAAAUAUGUUUCUAAUUAAAUUUCUUUUACUUCUCUAAAUUCCAUUAAAGUAUAAUUUUUAUUAAUGACAAUCUACUGAAAGAAAUAAAUGAAUUAAUUAAUUAUUCAUUCAUUCAUAUCAUGUAAUCUUUGUAACUUGUUUGAAAUCCGUUAGUUGUAUUUAUCACUGUUGUGGAACAAUAAAGUCUUAUGUUUUUUUUUUCAAAA